UAAAAAUAAAAUAUUAGACUAGAAAGUAUUUAGUUUACACUUUUAAGUUCUUUAUUUAUAACUAAUAGAAAAUAAUUUUGGCUCAACAACCAAGCAAAAAUGUCUAAAUAUCCUGCCUCCCACCCAUUGUGGGUUGUUAACCCUGAAUUUGACAAACUAUACGUCACGACUGAGAAAUUUGAUAUAACUCGUGCGCCCUCAGUAGAAUCGGUUGAUUCAUACACAUACCUCAGACAAGAAAUAAAGGCAAAUAAACAACUUGAGGAACAAGAGAAAAGUAAAGACGACUCAUUUAUAAAAAGACAGAGGUUUCAAGAAAGGUUGGUGAAGAAAAAGAAAAAAAGUAAGAAAGAUAAAAAAGCACAGGAAAAAGAAGAAAUUGACCUUACCAUGAUUUACCAGCGUGAAUUGACGCCAACCGAUCCCCUUCAUGUUAUCCACCAUGUUAUGUAUGAAUACAGCAGUGGAGAAUUUGUCCCAACUGAUACAAAAGCAACAGAAGUUUUCCUAUAUGAGAUAGAAGGGAAUGUUGUCGUCCAUGAUUCACCAGAAGCAAUUAUGCAGAGAAGAAGGCUAGAGCCAGAAAAAUUCAUAGUCGAACCUGAAGAUGAGGAUGAUAAUCUGUCCAUUCUAAAAUUUCUACCUCCCUCGCAAGACAAUACUAAACUUGAAGAGGAAUUAGCAGAAGAGGAAGAAAUUAUUGAAGAAGAGGAAAUGAGGGAAGAAGAAGUAGAAGAAGAAGAAAAAGACACUUUUGAUUAUGAAGAAUUUGACACAGGUGAUAAAAAGUUACCGAAUCAAUUUAAUUUUAACGAAAGGGCAGUACUUACAACCCCAAUAAUAACAAGAAACAAAACAACACAAACAAAAGCUCCAACCAGAAUAUCAAUGAAGGGAAUUGUAACGCAAUGGAACAUGACAGAUUAUUAUGGAUACGAUUAUGACUUACAACAACAAGUCAAAGAAAAAGCAAAAAAACUAAAAGCACUUGUUUUAAAAAAGAAAGAAAAAAAAGAGCUUAAGGUUGUUUUGACCCCAGCAGAAUCAAUAUUUGUGCGUCUCCUCAAAGGGACUCAACUCAUGGAAAGAAUGGUAAAUCAGUACAUGUAUGAAGAGUUUGCACUGGAUUGUCACUUUUAUGAUGAUCCGGCUGAUACAUACAGAAUUUUAGAAGGGGCGGUUUUACCAUUGUGGGAGUUUUCCUAUGAAGAAAGUGUCGGGUUGACCGUCACAUAUAUAUCAUGGCAUCCCAAGUAUCAAGAUAUGUUCUGCGUUGCUUAUGGAUCUUUUAAAUUCUGUGCUAAAUACGAAACUGGUAUGAUUUGCGUUUAUUCAUUAAAAAAUCCUGCAUUUCCUGAAUCAGUUAUAAGAGUAAGAAGCGGAGCUAUGUGUGUCAACUUUAACAAGUCCAAACCGAAUUAUAUGGCUGUAGGGUUGUACGACGGUACCGUAUCAGUUCACAAUUUGAUAGAAGAAGAAACAGUUUUUUCAAGCACGCUUGAAAACAAACAUGUUGGACCUGUUUGGGAAGUGCAAUGGAGUUCUGAUCCAAGAGAUGGAAAAUUGAGUUUCCUGUCUGUAGCGCUUGAUGGGAAAGUAACAAAAUGGAUCAUCGUAGAAACAUGCUUACUUCAUUUUAACAUAACUACAUUAUAUUUGGACAAUGACCAUUUAGAUGACAUCAUGGGUGUUAAAUUGACACUCCCUGCCACUGCCCAAUGUUUAACCCUUCAUCCUGAAAACUACGAAGCCUUUUUGGUCGGAUCUGCCGAAGGCGAUAUAUUUCAGUGCAAUGUGUCCUACGCCACAACACCAACGUUUAAAUAUCUAGGACAUGACAUGGCCGUGAAUUGUGUUACUUUUAACACGUACAUCACUGACAUAUUCAUGUCUUGCAGCGACGACUGGACUAUAAAAAUAUGGGAGUCGAACCGUAGCAAACCACUUCUAGUUUAUGAUUUAGAAUGUGCGGUCGGAGAUGUUACAUGGUCGCCUUAUUCGAGUUCGAUAUUCGCAGCUAUUACUUCGGAUGGCAAUAUUCAAAUAUUUGACAUGAAUAUUAACAAAUUUGAUGCAGUAUGUGUACAGACCAUAUUCUUGUUUGAUCACUCAAGCCCUACACGACUUCAAUUCAACCAGAAGCUAGCAAUUAUCCUAGUAGGGGAUACAAAGUAAGUAAUUUAAUUAUGUAUUAUCCUAAUAAUA
Cimex lectularius (bed bug) is the source of this 2205-nucleotide messenger RNA. RefSeq names its product dynein intermediate chain 2, ciliary-like. Gene Ontology annotation, molecular function: dynein light chain binding; dynein heavy chain binding. The transcript has a single exon. NCBI's taxonomy places the organism in Eukaryota, Metazoa, Arthropoda, Insecta, Hemiptera, Cimicidae. The record is from RefSeq and is a predicted model, not a curated record. Gene Ontology annotation, biological process: outer dynein arm assembly; cilium movement. Bases 100 to 2175 code for a protein of 691 amino acids. Gene Ontology annotation, cellular component: outer dynein arm.